Messenger RNA from Cotesia congregata, 2028 nucleotides. The record is from the annotation of a GenBank genome assembly. NCBI's taxonomy places the organism in Eukaryota, Metazoa, Arthropoda, Insecta, Hymenoptera, Braconidae.
AUGCUGAGGAAGAUGGAGGCCAAAGUGAAUCUCAACAGCGACGAGGGCAAAGAAGACAUGGAGGUUGGUUUACUAGCGACCUAUGGCGGUCGAUGUAUGAGCACACAGGCGAUGCAGUCGCUCUAUGAUCUCAGACGGAACAAUCUUUUUUGCGACGCCAUUAUUCGGCUUGAAGAUGGUGGAGUUUUUCCAAUUCAUCGGGCUAUUUUGUCUGCAUGCAGCACUUAUUUUAGGACAUUAUUCACCACAAGUCUCUACACGGAAGAAAAAACAGAUGUAUUAGUUCCAGGGGUUCAAAGCGACAUGAUGAAUCAUCUUCUAGAGUACGCUUACCUCAGAUCUUUGGACGUGAAUCACAAAAAUGUCUGCCAAUUGCUGGCUACUGCGAAUUACUUGUGCAUAUUCGGAAUCCUGGAUCUCUGCCAGAACUAUCUCAAGGACAACCUGACCCCUGAGAACUGCAUUGGAGUUCUGAGAUUCGCUCGGGAACAUUUUUGCCAGCCUUUAGAGUCUGAUGCGCACACUUUCGUCAUGAGACAUUUCAUUGAGGUUGCAGUAAAAAGCAAGGAAAUACUCCAGCUGACAUUUGAAGAAAUCCAACCGAUGAUCACGACAGACGAAUUGAAUGUCAAGAACGAGGAAUGCGUCUGGGAGUUUGUUAUCCGCUGGAUCGACCAUGAUCCCCAGGAUCGACGAAGACACAUCAAGGACUUGAUGCGGACAAUUAGGUUAGGGCUGCUGGAUACCCAGUACUUUCUGGAGAAAGUCAAAGACCAUCCUUAUGUUAGUGGGGUUGAAGAAUGCAGGCCCAUUAUUAUUGAAACUCUGAGGUUCUUGUAUGACCUUGACAUGAUAACUCAAAAGGAUGGAGAGCUUGAUACUCCAGAAAUUGCGAGACCGCGCAUUCCACAUGAGAUCCUGUUUGCCCUUGGCGGCUGGAGAGGCCACAGCGCCACCAGUUUGAUGGAAACUUAUGACACUCGUGCUGAUAGAUGGAUUCCGGUGCUGGAGAAUGACCCAACUGGUGGAAGAGCUUACCAUGGAGCUGCAGUUAUUGGCUUUAAUAUGUACGUUGUCGGAGGAUUCAACGGCGUUGAGUAUCUCAACAGCUGCAGGUGCUUUAAUGCAGUGACCAAAAUUUGGCGAGAAAUAGCACCGAUGAAUUCACGAAGAUGCUACUCCAGUGUCGCUGUGCUAAAUGACAUUAUUUAUGCCAUAGGCGGGUAUGAUGGUCUUGAAAGGUUCAAAACAGCAGAACGAUACAAUUAUAAAGAUAAUCAGUGGUCAUUAAUCGCUCCUAUGAAUGUUCGGCGAUCAGAUGCUAGCGCUACUGCAUUAAAUAAUAAAAUUUGGAUCACCGGCGGGUUCAACGGCGAAGAUUGCAUUAAUUCUGCAGAAUAUUAUGACCCAGAUACUAAUCAAUGGACCAUGAUUGCUCCAAUGAAGUCUUGGAGGAGUGGAUUAUCUUGUAUUGCUUAUCAUGGUUGCAUUUACGUCAUAGGUGGAUUCAAUGGUAUUUCCCGAAUGUGCAGCGGCGAAAAAUACACUCCAGCAACAAAUACCUGGACCCACAUACCAGACAUGUACAACCCAAGAAGUAACUUUGCUAUUGAGGUUAUAGACGACAUGAUCUUCGCAAUAGGAGGUUACAACGGAGUCAGCACUACUUUUCACGUUGAAUGUUACGAUGAAGCUACCAACGAAUGGCAAUUGUAUGAAGCGACAGAUAUGAACAUGUAUCGAUCGGGAUUAUCAGCGUGUGUGAUAAUGGGCUUGCCGAACGUCAAUGAUUAUAUCCACAAGCACCGCGAAAGUCUGAUGGAAGAAAAGAGACAAAAAUUACUGGCGCUUGAAGUUCAACGGAGUCAUCAACAAAAUCAAAGAAAUAAUAAUAAUAAUAACAUUCAUAAUAAUGAACAUAAUAAUAACAAUCUCAAUGUUAAUAAUAAUGUUAACAAUAAUUUUUUAAAUUCAGUUGUUAAUGCGCCAGUAAUUUUACGGAGACCGUUUCAAAAUCACAAUCUUUAG